AUGGCCUUUGGUCUUUCCUCAGCUACAUUAUCUUGUACCAACUCUUUACUAUCUCAUAAAAAUACCACCUUUAUUUCCAGCCUCAAAUCCCAUCAGAGGACAUUGCCAUGUUCUCUAUUGGGCACAAAAGUUUUUAUUAGCAAAACAGAGAGACCAGUGGUAAUAAGAACAUGUCAUUCUCAGAUCACUUGCUCAGCUUCUUCUUCGACUCUCCCAGCGGCUCUACUGUUUGACUGUGACGGCGUUCUUGUCGAUACGGAGAAAGAUGGGCACCGCAUUUCCUUCAAUGAUACUUUCAAGGAGAAAGAAUUGGGUGUAACUUGGCAUGUAGAUUUGUAUGGAGAGUUGCUCAAGAUUGGAGGUGGAAAAGAAAGGAUGACUGCCUAUUUUAACAAGACGGGUUGGCCGGAAAAAGCUCCCAAGAGUGAGGAAGAGAGAAAAGCAUUCAUAGCUGGACUUCACAAGCGAAAGACGGAAUUGUUCAUGGCCCUCAUUGAGAAAAAGUUGCUGCCUCUUCGUCCAGGCGUUGCAAAGUUGAUAGAUCAGGCUUUAGCAGAAGGAGUUAAAGUUGCUGUGUGCAGCACUUCAAACGAGAAGGCGGUAUCUGCAAUAGUUUCUUUCUUGCUGGGACCAGAAAGGGCAGAGAAAAUCCAGAUAUUCGCAGGAGAUGUGGUUCCCCGAAAGAAGCCUGAUCCAGCCAUCUAUGAAUUGGCGGCUAAGACGCUGAGUGUUGAUCCUUCAAGUUGUGUUGUGAUAGAAGACAGCGGCAUAGGCCUUGCAGCUGCAAAAGCUGCUGGAAUGAAGUGUAUAGUAACCAAGAGCGGAUACACAGCCGAUGAAGACUUUCAGAAUGCAGAUGCUGUCUUCGACUUCAUCGGAGAUCCCCCAGAGGAGCGGUUCGACUUGGCAUUCUGCAGAAGCCUUCUGAAGCAAUAUCCUGAAUAAACCACAAACUGCCAUUUU
Fragaria vesca subsp. vesca is the source of this 963-nucleotide messenger RNA. Its product is annotated as protein CbbY-like. NCBI's taxonomy places the organism in Eukaryota, Viridiplantae, Streptophyta, Magnoliopsida, Rosales, Rosaceae. The record is from RefSeq and is a predicted model, not a curated record. The transcript is spliced from 9 exons. Gene Ontology annotation, molecular function: hydrolase activity. The coding region runs from base 1 to 945 and encodes 314 amino acids.